AACGUCAAACACGUUUACAACCUACAGGCUGCAGGCUGCCAGCAUCCAGUUAGCUCUGUUACAGGCUGGAAAACUGCAGGGGGAACGGAAAGACGAGAAAAUUAUAGACAAGAUCUUUUUAAAACCCGAGACAGUUCAGCGACGCAGGGUUGUGUUUGCAUAUAAUGAAGUUUGUUAAUUUAUUAUCUCUAGCUCCGUCCUUUGUUGUCGCCUCAAAAUUAUAACAAACGUCGUUUUAAGUUAAAAAGAAAUAUUACAAUUUGUCAAUAAUAAUUUCAUGUUGAAAAAUAUUGAUGUUAGCCCGUGUUAUGACACCGUCACCAAGGCCCAAUAAGAAAUUGUGACAGCAUGGCCACGGCUGCAGAUGACUGCAUUCAGUUCACACGCCAUGCGGGCGAUGUCCUGCUCAACUUCAACCGCCUGCGCAGCAGGAACAUCCUGACUGAUGUCACCAUACAGGUGGACGGGCAGCAUUUUCAUGCUCACAAGGCCAUCUUGGUGGCCUGCAGUGGCUUCUUUUAUUCCAUAUUCAUGAACUCUGAGAAUGCAAACCUUAGUGCCAUCAGCUUAGACCCAAAAGUGGACCCCAAGGGUUUCUCCAUCCUGUUGGACUUCAUGUACACAUCCUGUCUGAACCUUAAAGACAGUCUGGUCCUGGCUACCAUGAACACAGCCAUCUACCUCCAGAUGGAACACGUGGUUGACACCUGCCACAGGUUCAUCAAGUCCAGGCAUCAGUCUCUGAAUAUGCCAAUGGAAGAGGUACGGAUCAAUUCAUUACAUCUGGCUGAGGAGAUGCCUGUUUUGAGGUCUGUUGAUGCAAAGGAGCCAGACUUUAGAAACAGCCACACAUCGACCUCGUCGUCUUUUCAGGACUGCAGGUGCAAUGUCCCCAAUGUUUUCAGAGGUAUCAACACGUCUGGCUCCUAUCAUGUCUACGGUGACCUCCAAGUCCCUGCUGGGAAGCUGGAAGGUUCUCAUAAGAUCAGUGCCCUUCCCAGAGCAGGGGCUUUGUCCCAGAAACGAUGCUCACAGGUACCCAACACCAACAUGACUAAGAGUGAAUCCACAACCAUCAUCUCCCAACCAAUGCCAUCCCACCCAAGUUUCCCCACCACUAUCAUCCAAUCGGCGGGAGUCCACGGGAGCCAUCACGGGCCUGCUGCUCCCAUGGAGGAAGAGAGCAUUCAGCACCCUCAAACCAGCUGCCUGAGGAUGUCUCCAGGCUUUAGCAAAGGUGUCAUUUGUAGCCCUCAAAGUCCACUCAGAUCUGACUGCCAGCCAAACUCACCCACCGAGUCCAGCAGCAGCAGAAAUGCAACACUGAGCCUCAAACAGCCCUCAGACUGCCCUAACGAUGCCAAGGCCCGCAACUGGAAGAAGUACAAGUUCAUUGUUAUGAACCAAACUCCCGAUGAGAAUGAAAAGGAGUCUCAGGGAGGCAAGGCUGAUGCUACAGCCAUGUCCCCUACUCUGAGCCCCUGCGGGAGUGGUGGAGCAGGCGAACACGUUGAGGUGCAUUCAGACGAGGGAGCCAGCGAGCAUAGAGAAGAAAUCUCCAUGUCUCAGAGUGUUGACAGCUGCAGCAGCACCUGCAGCAGCAUCAGCCACCACAGAUGCUCCUCCUGUGGCUGUGACAGCCCUCAGUGCAUGGAGAUGGGUCACUUUUCUCCUGACUCAUACAGCAGAGACGACACUACCAAACUACACUCAGAGUAUUCCCCCUCCAGCUGUGAAAACAACACCUACUUCUGCAAUGGUUGUGACUCCAAGUUCACAGAUGAGGAUUCUCUGAAAGACCACAUGGUCCAGGUCCACAGUGACAAGCCAUACAAGUGUGACUGCUGCCAGGCUGCCUUCCGCUACAAGGGCAACCUGGCCAGCCACAAAACCGUUCAUACUGGUGCGAAGCCGUACCACUGCAACAUCUGUGGUGCUCAGUUCAACCGACCAGCCAACCUCAAAACUCAUACCCGGAUCCACUCUGGAGAAAAGCCAUACAAGUGUGAGACGUGCGGUUCCCGAUUUGUCCAGGUGGCCCAUCUUCGCGCCCAUGUGUUAAUUCACACAGGAGAGAAGCCGUACCCUUGUGAGAUCUGUGGAACACACUUCCGCCACCUUCAGACUCUCAAGAGUCACAUGCGCAUUCACACCGGAGAGAAGCCUUAUCAUUGUGAAAAAUGUGACCUCCACUUCAGACACAAGAGUCAGCUGAGGCUUCAUCUCAGACAGAAGCACGGCGCGGUCACUAACACCAAGGCUCAGUAUCGCAGGACUCCCAGCAACGUGGCGGCAGGCCUGGUGAACUCCUGCUGAGUCUGCUGCAGUCCCCGUUUUGUGUCAUUUUGGUUUUCCUUUUGCAUUGGCCACCAUGUUGUCAAAAGAUUUUUAUUUUUUCUAAAUAUAGACAGAAACAUAAAUAUAUAUAUUUGCCCUUUAUGCAUUUGUAAAUGAUGCACAUUACUUUGUGUAAGCUCUUUGGUAUUUCAAAGAUUGUAGAAGUUUAUGCUUUCGUUGUGAAUGAACAGCAGAAUGUACAUUUUGAAUGUGAAUUUGAGCAGGUAUUUUCUCUAUUUUACAAAUUGCCUAACAGAAUGUCAGCAUCGAAGGACAGUCCUCUUUGUCAUUCGGAUUGAGAAUCACUGUUACAGUUAUUGGUAUGAAUUUCCCCCAUAAUGUGGUCACAGUUUGUGCAGUUAAUUUUCAUUAGGCUAUUUUUGUAAGUCAGAUGAGAUCUGCUGGCAGAGUACGAUAUAUAUUUACGUUAGAUUCGUUUUUCUUAUGCACAGUGAGCUUCGACGACUGUUGAUAACACAAGGGCUUGUUAUUCUGCCAUUUCAUAGUUUGCGGUACGUAUUGUCAUAUGUACAAUUUGUUUUUGCUGUGUACAUAAUUUUUUUUUUUUUUUCCGAUCAUUUCUAGGCUCUUGAUGGUAUUUUGCACACACUCAUGAUGCUGUGAUUCAUAUAUUUUCAUACUCAAAUAUUUCUACUUAAAAUAUUCUUGGCCUGUUGAAAUUGUUUGUUAAACCCCAUGCCCAGCACCUGCUAUAUACUUAUUUAUAGUUGUAUAGAUGUUUCUUUGCUGAACUCUGUCACAUUUUGGUGCUGCAAUGAUCCCGUUUAUUAACGUUUGAAUCAUUUGAUCAUUUGAACGUAUUUUAUCUAACCUUAUGUAUUAUAGUGCACUCUUACAAACCAGUGUAUUCAUAGUGCCUUACAUUCACACUUUUCUAUGGCUACUUCCUCAGACUAACUAGUCAUGCAUUUUAAGUUUGAUAAUAUGAAAGCCCCCCCCCCCCCCGGUAGUUAUAAACUCAUUUUGUGAUGCAUUUCGCAUUUGGUACUUUGCCCUGUUGUUAUGUGUAUGCAUGUCAGGUACUGUUGUUAUGGAAGCUGAUAAUCUGUUGUGUAUAGCUCUUAAAAUGCAGAUACACCAGGCC
This is a messenger RNA of Toxotes jaculatrix (banded archerfish), 3442 nucleotides long. It is a transcript of the gene bcl6ab, whose product is annotated as BCL6A transcription repressor b. Bases 349 to 2316 code for a protein of 655 amino acids. Lineage: Eukaryota; Metazoa; Chordata; Actinopteri; Toxotidae. The transcript is spliced from 9 exons. Gene Ontology annotation, cellular component: nucleus. Gene Ontology annotation, molecular function: protein binding; DNA-binding transcription factor activity, RNA polymerase II-specific; RNA polymerase II cis-regulatory region sequence-specific DNA binding. The record is from RefSeq and is a predicted model, not a curated record. Gene Ontology annotation, biological process: regulation of transcription by RNA polymerase II.